Mugil cephalus (flathead mullet) is the source of this 2151-nucleotide messenger RNA. RefSeq lists its product as uncharacterized. NCBI's taxonomy places the organism in Eukaryota, Metazoa, Chordata, Actinopteri, Mugiliformes, Mugilidae. The coding region runs from base 142 to 762 and encodes 206 amino acids. The transcript has 5 exons. The record is from RefSeq and is a predicted model, not a curated record.
GUGGAGUGGAUCUACAGUAACAGACCUGCUGGUAAAAUCAGAAUUUGGGUGUGGAUCUUUACUCAGAGGAAUAUGACAAAAUGGGAUUUCAUUCAACUCUGCACUAUAUGAUUCCUCAGAGACAACUGCUGAAAGACCUGAAUGAGGGCAGAUAAACAUGUUAGAUGCAUGAUGAAUGACAGGACGAAGCAUCAAGGAGAGUGGGAUGCAGAUGAAAGGAUGUAUGUCCACAGCUAUCAGGGAAGGAACUUUGCAUCCAAACACUUUAAUGACAACACACCGUUCACUCUGCUUCCACCAAGACCUGGGACCUCAGGCAACAAGCAGCUUUACUCCGGAGACUCUGAACGUCUGGGUCUACAAGUACAGGGGUCCUGUUGCACCCUCCAGCAGAGGCCCAGCAGUGGGAGGGCAACACAAAGGGUGAGGCAGCAGAACAAGGAGGAAGGAGAUGGGAGGUCGACACUGCUAAGCUGUCUCAAUGUUAGGCUGGAGAACAGGGCAAAACCACCACCAAGGACAAGGUUCAGGACUGGGAGCAGACCUGAGAUGACCCCAUCCAGUGGAGCUCUCACUGUAAACCACUGCAGAAAAGCAGUCACAGAAACCCACACGACCUCCUGUGACUAUAAGAAUCAGGCUCGUCACGGACAAUCUGGCGCCCCAAAGGUUUCACAACUCCAUCUGUAUCUGCCCUCAUCACUUUGUGAGGAUGAGGAGCAGGACUCUGAGACUCAGGAGAUGAGGAUUUCAGCAGACUAGAACUCAAGAAUGUAUGGUCAAACCGAAUCGACUCAAACCUUUCACAAACCAGUGGAGACCUGAGCACCACAGCCAUUCUCUGAUGAUAUCAGACUGGAGACUGCAGAGUUCAGAGCUGAAAACAGAUUGAGCACAUUAAGCCCUAAAGAGCCUCCACAUGGGCAGGAUAAGACACAGCGAUGACCAAACAGGCCUGCAGCUGUCUACAGAGACACCUCACCACACGCACAUGCUAAGAACAUAAUGACAUGUUGUAGAAACUGUGGAAAAGACAUCCAUUAAGACAGGAGAAUAAGUGUUUAUGUACCACAUGGCCACUUGAUAAAAUUUUGAGUAAUAUUACUAAUAGGGAACUGAUGCACCACAAAUGGCUUUUGGUGGAACAGGUGUAUUUGUUUCAAAAUAAAACUGGGAUAAAGCACAGCUGUAUAGACAAGAUGAGGCCACAUGGGAGAGAAACGACCAAUAUAACAUUGCAGAACUAUGAAAUCAUUGAUCUGACACGAACAUAAUUAGAGGCUGACUUACGAGUCAUGAGACGCAACGCCUGUCAAUAUGUUUUUGUUCUGAGUGCGUAGAUGUCUCCAGCAUGACAUGACGCACGCACAAUACCACUGACAUACAUCAAUAUUUAGAUUUGCUUUAACUGGUAACACAUGUGGUAUGAUUUUGUUUUUGAUAUCUGAAAUUGAUAUGUGUGAUGUAUGCUUUACCAUCUGCCUUUUUCCAUGCACUCAUAGAUCUUAAAAAAGGAAAGAAAGAAAGAAAGAAAGAAAGAAAGAAAGAAAGAAAGAAAGAAAGAAAGAAAGAAAGAAAGAAAAUUUGUAUAAAACCACCUGUUAGGUUGUCACUUUUACUGAAUCUCUCUAUCUGUCUUACAAUUGCUGAAGAAAUAAAAAGAGGCAAUGAGGAAAUUGCUUCAUUAACGAUGUGUGGAUCUUUUAGUUAUUUAAACCAGCUAUAAUUGAUAUUAUAAUAUGAAUCACAGCAAACCAUAAGAACAAGAAAAGUUAAUUUUAAAACAGCAAUUUCAACACUUAGUAUUAAGGAUAAAUAAUAAAAGCAAAACUUCUUAUGCCAUCUUGCUUUUUGCCGUUCACUUUCUCAAGAAUAGACUGAGAUUGUGUGGCAAAAUACGUUCCACAGAAGGCGGCUGAUGGCUUGUUGCCGUGGUCACUACUUGUCUCUGCCGCCUCCAAGUGGCCAAAACAUCUCUAGUUCAAUUCUCACUAUUCAAACGGUAGAACAGAGCCCCACCUCCCCAUACUGCCUUACAGCUUGAGUUCAAAAGGCUUCACAAGCUGCAGUCCUCCAGUGCUCAGUGGGUGACGUCUGUGUAGUGUCUUCUUGCCGGUCUUCUCUCAGUACAGAGGUAGCAAAUCAUGCACC